AUGCUCGACAGGCUCGGGAAUCUGGUCGUGGAUCCGAAUCUGCUCCAAUACGACUUGCUCAACAGCGGCAUCUCGCGCGACGCGCACCGCCUCACGUCGUACCAAAUGGCGCUUUUCCUGUGGUGCAAGCGAGCCCACUCGCGGCGGUUCGAGCCCAAGUUCUGGUCGCACUCGCUCCAGAAGCUGCGCGAACACCACGGUCACGUGCCCGAGGUGCUACACUACUUGCACCAGCGAUCGCUCCUUGUGCGCACGGCCAACGACGCCGACGACGACCGGCUCUUGAUGGAAAUCUCGACGACCGUGCCCCCCACACGCAAGACGCUCGGGCUCUUCCAGCGCCCCGUGGUUUGCUUUGCGACGAACGACACCAUCGAGGCCCUUGUCGCCGCGCACCUCGUGCCCUCCGAGGCCGACGCCGUCGAGGUCGGCCGCGUCCUGCUCGUGAAAGGCGCUAUUCACAUGACCGACGACCCUCAAGUGUUUCGGCACGACGCGUACUUUACGAUUGUCAAGCGGUCGGUGAAAGUGGCCCCCGUCGAGAAGAGUCGCAAGACCAGCGGUGGCUCCAUCACGCCAGAAAAAACAACUGUGGGCACAUACAAUAAGUGA
Molecule: messenger RNA, 612 nt
Organism: Saprolegnia parasitica CBS 223.65
Lineage: Eukaryota; Oomycota; Saprolegniomycetes; Saprolegniales; Saprolegniaceae
Exons: 1
Coding region: 1-612 (203 amino acids)
Source: RefSeq, a predicted model, not a curated record